Molecule: messenger RNA, 747 nt
Organism: Hibiscus syriacus
Lineage: Eukaryota; Viridiplantae; Streptophyta; Magnoliopsida; Malvales; Malvaceae
Product: crocetin glucosyltransferase 3-like
Exons: 2
Coding region: 1-747 (248 amino acids)
Cellular component (GO): proteasome core complex
Source: RefSeq, a predicted model, not a curated record
AUGGUUUCUGCCGACGAAUACAUACACAUAUUAAUGUUUCCUUUCAUGGGUCACGACCAUCUCAUUCCAUUUCUAGCUUUAGCAAAGCAAAUCCAUCACCAAACCGGCUUUAACGUCGCCAUUGCCAAUACUCCUCUCAACAUCCAAUACCUCCGUUCCACUCUCCGACAAGAACCCAAUCCCGGAAUCCGCUUGUUCGAGCUUCCGUUCACCAGUUCUGAUCACGGGUUGCCGCCUAACACGGAGAACACCGAGAACUUGAUGUUGGAUCUUAUCGGUAAAUUCUUUUCUUCGUCUGUUUGUUUGAGAACCCCGUUUCAUUAUGCGUUGUUGGAGAUAGUUAAACAACAGGGCAGACCACCAGUUUGUGUUAUUUCCGAUGUGUUCUUCGGGUGGGCUGUUGAUGUUGCGAACAGUGUGGGAACCGUAAACGUUAGAUUACGAAUCUGUUUUGCGGAAGUUAAAAGGGGGCAUGACUACGAUCGAGAACUAAUUGGAAGUAGGCUAUUGCGCCCAACUGGUGGCUCGUGGAGGUCGUUGGCAAGGCGUGGAGUUGGUUGGGACAUGAAAUCUGAGACUUUUGCUAACCUUGUUUCUGCUAUUCUUUACGAGAAAAGAUUUGGUCCAUACUUCUCCCAACCUAUAAUUGCUGGAUUAGGAGAUGAAGACAAACCCUUCAUUUGCACCAUGGAUUCCAAUGGAGUCAAGUGGGAGACCAAAUUUGUUGCUAGAGAGGCGGUAACAUGA